UUCCCCUGAUCAUGAAGUUGGGGAAUUGCGAAAAAAAUUUUAUCAACAUAUUUAUUUUCAGUUGUGAUAAAAAUUUUAAAUAAUGUAUUGAAAAGAAAUAAUAUAAAAUUUUGCUACUGAAAAACCAAAAAAGAUAAUUUUUUAGUUAAUAAAUAUUUAUUUUUAAUUCGCGAAUGCAAAAAUUUGGUAUUUGGUGAUUGCAUAAUAUGCCCGGCUUAAAUCUGAUCUAAAUAUGAAUUAUUCUAAUAUAAAUGUAGUAAUUAGUACAUAUUUAAAAAUAGAUCGCAGUCUUAAGCAAAAGUUGUCCAAUAUUUGGUACAAGAGCUGCGCGUUUGAUGAUCGAUGCCAAUUUAAAUAUAUUGCCUUUGGGUCCAGAUUCUUUCACUCUUCACAUGCAAGAAGACAAGUAAAAAAUGAUGGUGUCGAAGUUCUUUUAUCUCCACAAGAAGUCACAGUAAUUCUUCGUAAAAAUGAAUUCAAUAAAGAAUUUUCUAGUGGUUCAGUCAAGUCCUAUGAUUCUAAUCAGCUAUCUUCGAAUGUUCCCAUUGAAGAUACCAGAUGUGAAGCACAAUGUAAAAUGACAUCAGGCUUACUCAUGGGAGUAUUUGAUGGGCAUGGUGGGCCUGCAUGUGCGCAAGUAAUAUCAAAGCGGUUGUUUAAAUAUAUCGCUGCUGCACUACUGCCUCUAGGCCUCUUGCAAAAAUAUAUAAAACAGGAUCCUCGAGAGUUGUUAAUAGAAACUUUUAACGAUAGAGCAGAAAUUGUGCAAGAUCUUAAAUCAAUAUAUGAUAACAGCUUUAAUCAAUUUUUAAACAAACUGUCAUUAACAGCCAAGGAUGAGAUUAACAUUGAGGCAUCAUUAGAAAAUGGAAUUAUGCAAUUAGAUAGUGACUUGUCCAGAGAAGUUGUAGAUCUCUACAAAGAAAAUAAUACUGUUAACCAUAAAACUCUGUCCGUGGCAUUAUCGGGAGCCGUUGCUUGCAUGUCUUACAUAGAUGGACCACAUAUGUAUGUUGCUAACGUUGGAGACUGCAAUGCUGUUGUGGGCACAAUGAAUGAAGACAAUGAAUGGUCUGCUCGAAAGAUAACCAAAGAACAUAAUACAGAAAAUUUCGAUGAACUAAAACGAAUUUGGAAUGAACAUCCCUAUGAAGAGCGUAAGACUGUUAUUAGAAGGGACAGGCUCUUGGGAGAACUAGCACCCUUAAGAAGUUUGGGUGAUUAUAGAUAUAAGUGGGCGACUGAAAUUUUAACCGAGUUGGUUGUUCCUGUUAUAGGACAGAAAGCGAUUCCCGCAAAUUAUUACACACCACCCUAUCUAACAGCAAAGCCUGACAUUUUUUAUCACAGACUGACACCAAAGGACAAAUUUUUAAUAAUUGCCUCGGAUGGCUUAUGGGAUAUGAUGACACCGCUGCAAGCUGUUAAGUUAGUUGGAGAACAUAUGAAAGGAAAAGUGUUUUUCAAUCCCCUUAAGCUUCCGAAAAAGAACAUUCAAUUGGGAGAUUUAAAUGAUCUUUUGAUGCACAGGAAGGAGAGUCUGAAGAGCAAACCGAAAGAUCGAAACGCUGCUACACAUCUUAUAAGACAUGCUAUUGGAGGAACAGAGUAUGGUGUGGAUCACUCUAGGCUGGCUCAUCUGUUGAGCCUAUCGCCUGACGUUAGUCGUAUGUUCAGAGAUGAUAUGACUGUAACUGUAGCUUACUUUGAUUCAGAAUAUCUUAGACAGUGUCCAGCUUAAAAUUUUAAGGUCAUAAUGUUUUUAAUGUGAACUAUGACUGUGCCUUCCGAAUAGACAUUGUGCUCUUUGUCUUUUUGAAUAAAAAUAAUAUUUUUUGUAAAGAAAUGAUGAGUGAUUUGUGUAUCUAUAUCGUUGUGACUUUAUUUAAAUUAUUUUUUGCUUACUGCGAAUGACUCGUGUGAAUUUUAAUUAAUUUAUUUUUAUUAAUAUUAUAUAAGUCAUUUUUUUAUUUGAAUUCUAUUUUUGUUUCAUUAUUACAAUAUCGACAAUAUUUUAAUCAGUCCUAUGUCCAAUUAUAGUUGUAGAUGUAUAAAAUCACUAGUCUACCAAAUGAAUAUGUAAUAUAAUUAAUUAAAAGUUUUUGUUUGUAUUUCCAUUUUUAAUGAUUCAGUGAUAUUUUUUUCGUUAUUUUGUUUGUACUUAAGUGACUCAUGUUUUAUUUAUUGUUAAAUAAAACAUCAAAAUAGAAGGCAUUUUUAUGACAAUAUGAAGCGGAAGCGAUGACGACACGGAAUUGGUCAUAAACAUAAUCGGGUGUAGUUACGCAAAAUGGAUCCAACCACAAAAUUAUCGAUACGGUUAUUUUAUUUGAAAAUAGUUACUUAGCAGCUUGA
Nymphalis io (European peacock) is the source of this 2355-nucleotide messenger RNA. It is a transcript of the gene Pdp, whose product is annotated as pyruvate dehydrogenase [acetyl-transferring]-phosphatase 1, mitochondrial. The coding region runs from base 233 to 1741 and encodes 502 amino acids. The record is from RefSeq and is a predicted model, not a curated record. The transcript is spliced from 4 exons. Gene Ontology annotation, molecular function: protein serine/threonine phosphatase activity; cation binding. Lineage: Eukaryota; Metazoa; Arthropoda; Insecta; Lepidoptera; Nymphalidae. Gene Ontology annotation, biological process: protein dephosphorylation.